Anopheles maculipalpis is the source of this 1686-nucleotide messenger RNA. RefSeq lists its product as uncharacterized. Bases 16 to 1635 code for a protein of 539 amino acids. The record is from RefSeq and is a predicted model, not a curated record. The transcript is spliced from 9 exons. Lineage: Eukaryota; Metazoa; Arthropoda; Insecta; Diptera; Culicidae.
AGAACACAACCCAUCAUGAACAAACUCAACGCUACGUGGCUUCUGGUGGCCCUGCUAGCACUCGGUGCAACCGUUGAAGCAGUCGAUCUCCCUGAGUAUCUGCACGUUUGCCAUCGCGAGGACCCCAAGCUGACCGAAUGCAUGAAGGAAUCGAUCGAAACCCUGCGACCGUAUCUGGCCCGCGGCAUCCCCGAGUUAGACAUUCCCUCGAUCGAUCCGAUCCAUCUGGGCGAUCUGAUCGUGGCGGAAAGUGUACCCGGCCAGGGGGUCAGUAUCUCGGCUAAGGACAUCAAGGCGUACGGUCCGUCGAACUUUAAGCUAAAAAAGCUCAAUGUGAUCGAGUACGGAAAGAUUUAUUCGUUUGAGUUGGAGUUGCCGCAUCUCUACGUCGAGGGCCGAUACGUUGUGGAUGGAAGGAUUCUGCUGCUGCCUGUGAAAGGGUCGGGCAAAUUUACUGGAAACUUUACUCAAGGUAUUGGCAGCGUACGUAUCAAGGGUGAUCGAAAGCGCAUUAACGGCAAAGAUCAUCUGUCCCUGAAUAAGCUUGAUAUCAAAAUUCGGGUGUCCGACGGUCGGCUGAAGCUGGAAAAUCUUUUUGGUGGUGAUCGUGUACUUGGAGAAAUCAUUAACGAAACUAUCAACCAGAACUUUAACCUGCUCAGCACCGAGCUUAUUCCACUGAUCGAGAAAGCCCUGCAGAGGAUAUUCAAGCGGACGGGCAACAAAAUUCUCGAACGCUUCCCCGAGGAGGUGUUGUUUCCCUGGCCCGCAAUGGAUCGUUCUGGAAGUGCAAGGGGUCAUUCUGACGGAGGCCGUUCGAGGGUGACACGGUUACGUCCGUACAUGGGCAUUGGUUUGGUGACGAUGGCCGUGUUCGGUUCGCUGUUGUCGAUCAUUUUCCACGUGGCUGAAGCGAAGGAGAUCGUUAUUAGGAAUAAGGACGUGCCGCAGUAUCGAGAGAAGCCUGAAUGGCUGCGAGUAUGUAAGCGAGCAAACCCGAACGAAGAUGACUGCUUUAAGAAAAUGUUCGAAGGAACCUUCCCGUAUAUUGCUAAGGGUAUCCCGGAAAUCGGUGUACAACCGUUCGAUCCACUGCGGAUAGAAUCCAUCCAGGUGUCGCGCGGUUCCGGAGGGCUGACGCUCAGCGGUGGCUUCAAAAAGCUAAGCAUCAAGGGACCAUCGAACACGACCGUCCGUAGGGCGUCACUCGACUUUAACAAGCACGCGCUAAGCUUCGAUCUCGAGAUCCCGAAGCUGCGCAUCGAUGCCAGCUACAACCUGAAGGGAAACGUCCUUCUGCUACCACUGGUCGGCGACGGGGACGUAACGAUGUCACUUAAGAACGUCAAAACAACGGUCGUGACCAAGUUUGCCGUGCGCCCACUGCCCGAGGAUGCUAUCUUUAUCGAGGAAAUGAAAGUGACCUUUCUUGUUGGUGGCAUGCGCAUACAUCUGGACAACCUGUUCCAAGGGAAUCAAGUGCUGGGAGCAUCGCUGAACCUGUUCCUCAACCAGAAUGCGAACGAAGUCAUCGCUGAGCUGCGGUCCGAUCUUGAGCAUGGGCUGGCCGACAUCUUUAUCGGACUCUGGAACGAGCUGUUCAAUAAGCUACCAUUGAAGCUGUGGAUCGCUUAAGUGCAAGGACAUUCUUCGGUGGGGCUAGGACCCUGUGUAAAUAGUAGACGA